Portunus trituberculatus (swimming crab) is the source of this 818-nucleotide messenger RNA. RefSeq names its product prisilkin-39-like. The record is from RefSeq and is a predicted model, not a curated record. The transcript has 2 exons. Bases 25 to 612 code for a protein of 195 amino acids. NCBI's taxonomy places the organism in Eukaryota, Metazoa, Arthropoda, Malacostraca, Decapoda, Portunidae.
GACGGCGACAUUAUAUAGGAAAGAAUGAUGAAUUCAGCUACAGACACCAGCAGUCCAGUGCGAGUACAAGUCAUGAAGGUUUGGAUCGUCGUUCUAUUGGUCGCCGUGGUGGCGGCAGAACCUGAGCCUGAGGCGGAAGCUGAACCUGGUUACGGAUACCGCACUCACGGUCACACUACCUACAGAGUUAGCUACGGUCACCCCACCUACAGCUACAGCCACGGCCAUCCCUCCGUCAGUUAUGGUCAUACCGGCUAUGGUUACGGCAACGGUUAUGGUUCCUACGGCUACGCACACCACCUCCACAAACGUGAGGCUGAAGCUGAGCCUGGUUAUGGCCUUGGCCACAGAACCAGCUACAGCGUUAGUUACGGCUACCCCACCUACAGCUUCAGCUACCCCUCAUACGGCUAUGGUCACAGCUACGGCUACGGCUUCCCGUAUUACGGCCACACUUCAUAUGGAUAUCGUCAUGACAUCCACAAACGCGAAGCUGAUCCUGAGCCUGGAUACAGUCACAACUACCGUUACAGCUACGGCCUGCCCAGCUAUGGCUACCGCACCUACGGAUACAGAACUUAUGACCAUCCCACCUACGGUUAUUACCAUUAAGAAGAUGAACUGGACCGACACGUUAGUUGUUAGCUGGUGGUGUUCUGCAGCGACCUUUUUUUUUUCUAAACGUUGGUAUUAUGUCUUGGUGAGUGUUGCAUGGCUCUCGUCAGCAAAUUUUAGCUGCGUGGCCAUCCCUGUCUCCCCUUACAUUGUAAUCAACAACUGGAAAUUCUUCCUUUUCUAUGAAUAAACUGCAAGCUGUC